Messenger RNA from Esox lucius (northern pike), 1906 nucleotides. RefSeq names its product HEXIM P-TEFb complex subunit 1 (gene hexim1). Gene Ontology annotation, molecular function: cyclin-dependent protein serine/threonine kinase inhibitor activity; 7SK snRNA binding. Gene Ontology annotation, cellular component: nucleoplasm; nucleus; cytoplasm. The record is from RefSeq and is a predicted model, not a curated record. Bases 360 to 1496 code for a protein of 378 amino acids. Gene Ontology annotation, biological process: negative regulation of cyclin-dependent protein serine/threonine kinase activity; negative regulation of transcription by RNA polymerase II. Lineage: Eukaryota; Metazoa; Chordata; Actinopteri; Esociformes; Esocidae. The transcript has a single exon.
UUGUAUAGUAGCACACUGGACAUUGUUGUGGAGACGGAAGACAAUGUUGAGACGGACUGCAAUUUCUAGUGGCACCGAAAUAGUUAACGGUACUUAGCAACCGUAGCUCUGACGAAUCGUUUGAGAAGUAACCACUCAAUAGUGUUUACCAUUCAGAACUUUAUUUUUUGAGUUGCGACAGGGAACGUCUUGAGAGUUACCUCUACUUUUCUUAGAAAGUAAAUGUUGCUCAUAUUAAGACAGAAACAGUCUACUUUGCAAAAGUUAGCGAAGUAUAUUUUAAUGUUAAUUUAGCUUUAUUCGCACAGAGACAACAACUGACAUGUGGUAAGGCAAACGAACAACACGCAUACACCAGGAUGACAGAACCGAGCAUUGAGAAGAUCCACAACCUGAAAACUUCAGAUACCCCAUCAGGUGGGAGAGGAACAGUUCUGGAGCAUCCCCCAACCAAUGAGAGCCGUGGACCGGAGACUAACAGUAGGGGGCGACAUGGAGAUAAACAGCAGCAAACACAAGGCGGCGGCAGGGGUAUCACUUCAGACAAGUUAUGGCAAAUGCAAGGCGGACAGGGGGAGGUGUGCCCUGGAUUGGUUGCCGGAAAUGCACUCCCAAAGUGCCCAGCUGCAACACAGCCUUGCCAGGAGCCAGGCGCAGAUGCAGCAGGAGAGGGUCUCCUAGUUGCCCAUGGAAAUAGUGGAGAUGGACCACACGAGGAGACCCUGAGUCAAGUGCAAGGCGAGAGUGGGAAGAGAAGCGAGUCUGGCUCUCCAGGCGCCACGGCAGUUGCUGAUGCGCGCCAUGGAAAGAAGAAACACAGGCGCCGACCGUCCAAGAAGAAGCGUCGCUGGAAGCCCUACUUUAAACUAUCUUGGGAGGAAAAGAAACAGCUUGACGAGCGAGAGACCGAACGAGCAUCUCGAGUAAGAGCCGAGAUGUUCGCAAAGGGGUUGCCAGUAGCCCCCUAUAAUACAACGCAGUUCCUUAUGGAUGAACACGACAGAGAGGAGCCAGAUCUGAAUACUGAGAGUGGGCCACGACGUCUGUUAGGGACUGGUGCUCGCCCAGAGGACACUGCAAGUGAGGAAGAGCUAUUCGAUGUCGAGGAGGACGACGAUGACGGCAGUGGUGGUGGAAGCGACGGCAUUGGGAGGCCUGGAAAUGCGGGUGGGGAGUUUCUUCAGAGGGACUUUUCCGAGACCUACGAGAAAUACCACGUAGAGAGCCUUCAAAACAUGUCCAAGCAAGAGUUGGUGCAAGAAUACUUGGAGCUUGAAAAGUGCAUGUCCCGUCUGGAGGAAGAAAACACCCGGUUGCGACGCGCAGCCAACCCGGACAUUACAAAUGAUUGCCCGGUAGCUGUUCCCCAAUCGGACUCAGCGCGGAUCAGAGAAUUGGAGGGCGAGUUGGAAAGACUGAGGGCGCAGAACAGUGAGCAGUGUUUGCCGAGCCAGCUGAGCAAGGACCGUGAACAUAUUGUCAGAUUAGGUGACUGAAAAUGAACGAAGCCAAGUAAAAUAUGUAAAUGAGGGGACUAAACAUACAUUUUUAAAUUGUCACCAUUUUUAUGUAAUCUGUUUGUUUACUCUUUGGACGAUUCAGUCCAUUAAUUGCAUUGCAAUACUUGAUAUAUAUUUCUUUUCUAUUUUGAUUGUAAGGCGUAUAAAACUUUUUCAAGAAGUAAUGUAUAUAUUUCAAAUGAUAAUUAUUUUCUUUUUAUAAAGAGAAUGUAUUUGAAAAUGUGUUUUUUUUUUUUUUUUUCCUGGUUCUUAAGUAUUGUAUUCAUUAAAAUGCUCCAUCACACAAUUUGUUAAAUCCGCAGGACAUUGUCCAAAUCUGAAGUGUCAAACAAGUUUCUUUCAAGAAAAAAAAAACUCCCCACAAUAAAUUAGCAAGUUAACAUGUA